AUGGGUUCCUUCUCAGUUGAGAAACAGAGAUCCAAGCAACCCAUGGAAAGGAAAACGACGAAAGGGUUCGAGCGUUUCGAUGUUGUGACGGACGACAGAGACCAUCGUUUUCGAGAUUCGAAUGAUGGGAAGAGCUUCAACGAUGGAAGCAGUGAACUUUACAAAACGAUCAUGAGAGAGUGGAAGAUUCUGGAGAAGAACUUGCCGGAAUCAAUCUACGUCAGGGUGUACGAGCAACGCAUUGAUCUAAUGAGGGCUGUAAUCGUAGGCGCCGUGGGCACACCCUACCACGAUGGUAUCUUCUUCUUCGACAUCGUGUUCCCUGCGAAUUACCCGAAGCACCCUCCGAAGCUGUAUUACCACUCCUUCGGGUACAGACUGAACCCUAAUCUGUACAAUAACGGAAAAGUGUGCUUGAGCCUGCUGAACACGUGGCACGGGAGAAAGAGAGAGAAGUGGGACCCAAGCGAGUCGACGAUGCUGCAGGUUUUGCUCUCGAUCCAAGCCCUUGUUCUGAACGAGAAGCCGUUUUUCAACGAGCCUGGUGUCGACAAGGGUUUGGGUCGUUUCGGCUUGAGCUUGGAGAAGAAGUCACGUGUGUACAACGAGGGUGCGUAUUUUACUACUUGCAGAACCUCGUACCAACUGCUUCGGAGGCCGCCUCGGAACUUCGAAGAGUUCGUGAGUGGCCACUUUCGCGAGAGAGCGAGUCGCAUAAUCGACGCUGGAAGGCAGUACGCGAGUGGGCACGUGAGGAUCGGGUACUACUCGUGCGAGUCGGCUCCGUCGUCUUCAUCGGGGGUGGUCGUUUCGCCUGAAUUCAAGGUCAGGAUAAAGGAGUUUUUCCCACUGUUUGUUCGCGCGCUUCGACAGAACGAGAACGGUGCUCCUGUGGACGGUGUUGAUUUGCGAUGUACGACGAACUUCGUGGUCACGGCAUGGAAUGACACCGAUGGCGAUUGGAUGGAGGAUCCCGAAAACAAAGGUGGUGGAUUCUUCAAAACGAUGAUGGAUAAGAUCAAACAGUCUUUUGGAUGGAAGAACAUUGGAAACAAUAAUAGUAGCUAG
Messenger RNA from Sphenostylis stenocarpa, 1068 nucleotides. The record is from the annotation of a GenBank genome assembly. Lineage: Eukaryota; Viridiplantae; Streptophyta; Magnoliopsida; Fabales; Fabaceae.